AUGCCGAGGGAGGGUGAGGAGGGAGACCUGGGCGGUCGCAGCUCUGAGUUACCACUGCCCGCAGCCGCCCACAGCCAGGGCCGGAGCGAUGCCCACCCGCCUGCGCUGGUGACGGGCCGGACCGUAGCGGCGCUGGAGCGGCAGAUCUUUGAUUUCCUGGGCUACCAGUGGGCACCCAUCCUGGCUAACUUUUUGCACAUCAUGGCCGUUAUUUUGGGUAUUUUUGGGACCAUCCAGUACAGAUCCAAAUACCUCAUGAUGUACGCGGUGUGGCUGGUGCUGUGGGUCGGCUGGAACGCCUUCAUCAUCUGCUUCUACCUGGAGGUCGGACGCUUGUCACAGGACCGAGACUUCAUCAUGACCUUCAAUACCUCACUGCAUCGCUCGUGGUGGAUGGAGAACGGGCCGGGCUGCCUGGUGACGCCGGUGCUGAACUCCAACCUGGCGCCCGAGGACCAUCACGUCAUCACCGUCAGCGGCUGCCUGCUCGACUACCAGUACAUCGAGGUCGUGAGCAGUGCCACGCAGAUAUUCCUGGCGGUGAGGGCACCUUUCCUCCUCACCCCCAGCUGCGACGCGAGAGCCUUUCCCCUGGUGCCGUCGACAGCGGGCCCAGGGCUGCUGGCUGCUCUGGCUCUGGAAGGUUCUGCCGCGAUCCUGGGCACCAAGACGUUAGCUGCUCGUUCUCCGGGGAAUCUCGCACAGAACAUGCUGGUGUGCUUUACCAUCUCUUGA
Messenger RNA from Opisthocomus hoazin, 735 nucleotides. NCBI's taxonomy places the organism in Eukaryota, Metazoa, Chordata, Aves, Opisthocomiformes, Opisthocomidae. The record is from RefSeq and is a predicted model, not a curated record.